This is a messenger RNA of Vitrella brassicaformis, 1362 nucleotides long. NCBI's taxonomy places the organism in Eukaryota, Vitrellaceae. The record is from the annotation of a GenBank genome assembly.
AUUCAGUUUCGCAUCUGUUCGCCGUCCAGAUAAUACUUUCCAUGUGCACACACCACAUGAAGGCAGAGUGCUGUCACACGAAGGAAGAAUCACAUCUUGCAAGAUACCACCACACCACCCCCACACCCCCACACACACAGCAGCCUUCGAUCGAUCAAGUGAGACACAUCGAUGGUCACUGCGGAGGACAAGACAGCCACAGAUCUUCUCUCCCACUAGCGCCCCCCACUACACCCCUAUAUAUCCACUUGUAUCGCCACACACACACAUAUGCACACCCCUGCGCUAUGUCAGUCACUACUCAAUCGUUCACUACAGACGAGUCUGUCUCGUCAAAUCUACCCAAAGCCCGCUCCCUUGCCACGUAUCUGCCUCUAUUGCCCUCUAUUGCCCGCUUGCCACAGACCUGAGCGGCAAAAUGCCACAGCGACAUAGCACGUUUCAUGUCUCAGGCUCGCCAGGUCACAUCACCACCGACAAGAGCACACACACGCGCAAGCGAACAAACGGAGGACAGAAAGAGGGAGAUAGGCAGAGAGACGGAGGCGGGACUCAAGUACAGAUUGACUUUCAAUUGUCCUCUAGGCGCAUGGGCCGUCAAGGGGCGAAUGGAGGCACUUGGCACGGCUGUAGCCAACGAUCUCAAAGCGCAGCUCCAAUUUCGGCUUCAUCGGGCUGUCGAAGAGUGUCUCGAUCUGCUGCAGGCUCGUCGCCGUAUUCCGCCAUGUCGUCCUACAUACUUUCGAUUUGCCUCUUGACCAUGUCCUCGAUAUACUUCAGAGUGAAAGUCCCGGCCCCCACAUUAUGUCGGCGGCAAUCGCAGUGGCCGCCGUAUCGUAGUCACCCUCAUCGAUCAUCUCACCUGCCUAUACACACACACACACACACACACACAGAGAGAGAGAGAGAGAGAGAGAAAGAGAGACAUCCUCGAUGUGUCCGUCGCCCGCUCGUUUACUCACCCCAGAGCACUUUGCCUGGGAUCGCCUGCUGCUCCUGUCAAGCGCUUCGUGCCUCUUUGAUCUCGUUCUUCACCAUGGUCUUCCACCACGGGCCGCAACCUCCUCGGCUCGGCCCACGGCCGACCUUGCUGCACUGGCUCCGUCCACCCACCGCCGUCAUGACGAUUUGCAGUUGGCGAUGCUCCUCGCUCUCUGAACCGCCACUCAGGCCAGACGGGGCCUGAUGAGAAAUGCGACAGACAACAGACACACAGUGUAGAGAUGCAACGCAUUUGAUGCCCCGGACCGCUUUCUGCUUACCGAUGACACGGCACACACAAUGAGGCCGAGGGCCAACAGAAUAAGCCUUGACAUGGUGAUCUGCCAGCGGUGUGGAUCGGAAACGACGAAGCAUGAUGGG